CAUCUUCUUUUAGGCGACUUGCUUUCUCACGGCACUGCAAGCGCGGCCAGUCGUCAAACGAGACUCUUGCUUUCGUUAAUCUUAAGUUAUAUGUGAUACUGAGCUUACCAUGAGAAGAAGACCGAACCAGCCACGUAGGUCGCGGGAGCCGGUCGACAUGGCACGAAAUUAGAAGGCGCUUGCCCUUUUGCGGGGCGCCAGAAGGCGAAUUGCUGCAUUUGGACGGAGCCUUGACUCAUGGAUGCGCAGCCAAACACCUCAUUCAAUGCGCACCAACUGCGCGUGGUCCAGCAGCUGCUAUGGAAUGUCCUCUCCCACCAUCUCUACCCCGCGGAGCGUGACGAGAUCCGCCGCGCGCUGGGCCCUUCGCUCCUGGACGAAAACGAGGCCAUGUUCGCCGAAGCCGCCGCGCUCGCCGACAUCCUGGGCGACGUCCAGGGCGACACGCAAGCCCUGUUGGCACGCCAGGCGAUCGUGUCGGCCCCCGGGCGCAGCCUGGUGGAGGGGGAGAUUCGGCUGCUGAUCGACCGGCUGCACGGCACCGCCACACACACGCCCUUCGGCAGCGGCGCGGUGCGGGAGCGCGACCCCGGGGCGCUGCUGCCGCGCGAGCGGGGCGCCAAGGACCGGGCGCUGCUGGACUACGUCACCACCGUGGCGCAGAUCGCGGAGAACGGCGGGCGGCCGCCUUCCAGCGCGCUUCCGCCGCGGCCGCCCACCUCCCUGUCAGCCUCCUCCCGCCCCGGCACCUCCUCCCGCCCGCCCACCUCCCUCUCCCUCUCCGCAUCUGCCUCCAUCUCCCUCGCCCCCGGCGGCGCCUUCUCCCGCCCCGGCACCUCCUCCCCACACGCCGGCUCCGCACAAGUCUCAACCUCCGGCGCAGCCACCGCCGCCGCCGCCUCCGGCGGCGGCGCCGCCGGCUCUCGCCCCUCCACUGCGGGCAGCGGUGCUUCUUCCGCCACCACUCGCUACACCGACGCCCCCAGUGUGGUGGCGGCGGUGGCGGACAAGUUGAACCUGGCCACCAUUGACGACGUGCGGGAGCAGCUGCGGGCGGCGCUGGGCGACGAGCGGGCGGCACUGCUGGAGGACAUCGAGUACCUGCAGGGCCUGCUGGACGGCGAGGCCGCGCUGCGCUCCGCCGCCGCCGCGCCGCCGCCCAGCCUGUCCGACCUGCACGACUACAGCAGCCGGCUGGCGGCGGUGGUGGCGGGCGAGGAGGCGCGCGUGGAGCACGAGGAGCGGGUGGCGGCCAUGUUUGCGGCGGCGGAGGGGCAGGGCAGCAAGGCCGGCCGGCUGAGGGGCAUGGUGGACGCGUCGCGGCGGCCGCCGUCGUCGGGAGGAGGAGGGGGAGCGGGAGGAGGAGGGGGAGGAGGGGGUGGGGGAGGGCCGGGAGGAGGGGCGGGAGGGAGAGGCGGCGCGGCGCAGACGCUGGUGGUGCAUCAUGGGAAGGAGGAGGACGAGGAUGAGGGGCGGCAGGCGGCGGCGGCGACGGCGAAGCGGCGGACGCCGUCGGCGGAGGGCUCGAGCUCUGGCACGUUCGCGGCCGCGACCGGCGGGUUAAGAGCUGGCGGUACGCCGCCGGAAGGCAGUAGCGGCAGCAGAAGCACGGCAGUAGCAGGCAUGGGCCCCGCGUCCUCGUCCUCAGCUGCGGGGACGGCUUCUCGGGGCGGCGGUGCCGGGCUGACGCCGGUGCGGCGCCCUCGGAGCGGCGCCAGCGACGGGCCGGCAGCGGCGCUGCCGCCAGUGCUGCCGCCGCCCAGCAGCACUGCUGCGCUAAGGUCUUCUGCUGAGGCAGGGCUGGGCGCGGGGCCGGGGCCGCUGGCCCCGGGCUCGCCAGGGCUUGCCACCCGCACCAGCGGUGCCGCUACUGCCGCGGAUGCAAACGGCGGUGGUGUCGGGGUUCUGGCUAGCGGCAGUAGCAGCAGCACCAGCUUACUUGCGCCGCCAGGCCGGCUGCGGCCCCAGUCCCCGGGGCGGCUGCUACAGCCCGUCCAGGGCGUGACCGGCUCGCCAGCUGCGGCGGCGGCCGGCGGCAGUAGCAGUAACAGUAGCAGUAGCAGCAGCGCUCUCGGCCAGCCGUCCGGGGCGCACCGGGAACCCUCGCAGGGCCUGUUGUCGCACGUGGGUACUGCAGGGGGGAGCCCAGCGUUGGGCCGGGCGGGUGCCGGCAGCAGUCCGGCAGUAGCAGCGUCAGCCUUAGCUGGAGCAGGACCGGCAGGGGCGGGGCCAGCAUUGCUACGACCGUUGCUGCCGCGCUCCGGGUCGGGUCUUUCGGGGCCGGCGGCGACGGGCUCAACACUGGACCGGUCCAGUGGAGGGUCGGGUGCGGCGAGCGGGACAGGGGGGUCCGGGGCAAGUGCCAGUCCCGCCGCCGCAGCGACAGCAGCAUCAGCGGCCGCGGCCUCGCCGGCAAGCCGGACUAGCGGUGGCGCCUCCACCUCUGCUCGGGCCGUAGCCGCCAAGCUCCUAGCGGCGACGACAGGCGGCGGGCUAGCAUCCGCUGACCCGGGCGGCGCCGCCACCGCCAGCCCCGGCGGCGCCGUGGCGGCGCGCCUGGCGGCGGCUGCUGCUGCCGCGGACAUGGCAUCCAGCCCCGCGGCCCGGGCGGCGCCGUCGGUGCAGCCGCGUGCGUUGACGGGCGGCAAGCAGCAGACGGUGGUGGAGAAGCUGGAGGCGGAGGUGGACGCCGUCAAGGGCGGCGUGGCUGCGAUUCUGGAGCGGUACAACCUGCGGCCCUCGACGGCGUCGGGCGAGGCGGCGGCCGGGGGGGCGGCGGCGGCUGGGAAGCCGGCAGCCGCGGGCGCGGCGGCCGUGGCAUCGGGAGCGGCUUCGGGUGCAGCCCGGGACAGGCGCGCGCAGUAGCGCGUUGGAGCGCACCGGGCAUAAGCGGGGGCAGUAUGUGGGGACUGUAGGAGCGGGCGUGUCAGCACGGCGAAUCAGGUGGGGCACGGACACGGUGUUGCGUGGCUGUUUGGGAAGGAGGAAUCGGACCGAACCCCAGCGAAGACCUCCCGCAUGUGCAUGGGGUGCGUGUCAGGCUGUGUCGACUACAGGGCCUGCAGCCACGUGCGUGUGCAAAGGACGGGGCUGUACAUAAACGCUGAAAGGCGGCAGGGAGGUCAUGUGGGUGCAUCCGCCGGUAUCCGGGGAUGCAUGGUGUGUCAGCAGGCCGAUGAGGCCGACGCCGCCAAUACCGUAUGCGUGUAAGCGCAAGCUAUGUGCGACUGUGCACGGUUUUACUUGUUGGCUCCCUGUGCGUUGCCUAGCAACUCCCUGUCAAGCGAAUCUGAGCUUGUAAGCAUGUGCGGUG
Messenger RNA from Chlamydomonas reinhardtii, 3313 nucleotides. RefSeq lists its product as uncharacterized. The record is from RefSeq and is a predicted model, not a curated record. The coding region runs from base 238 to 2865 and encodes 875 amino acids. NCBI's taxonomy places the organism in Eukaryota, Viridiplantae, Chlorophyta, Chlorophyceae, Chlamydomonadales, Chlamydomonadaceae. The transcript has 4 exons.